AAAGAAGGUAGCGUUACAACAGUGGUUUGCAACACUUUUAAAGCCUUACUUUUCCGCGUCCUAGUUUCCACUUGCGGAUUGCUCUGUCUUCUCGUUAUAAAUUAUUAUGCCUUUGAAUGACUUUUAUGACUAAAUGCAGUUAUGUUCUUUGUGCUUUCUGAGUCACUGAAUUGGCUCACGUUCUCUAGAGAACGUGGGAAUAAGCUUAUCCCGUCUAGAUUUUCUCCUCUGCACACUACUGUACUAUCUUUUUUCUACCAUCUCGAAAGAAACCUACCAACAGCUGGUUGUUGCAACUGGAUUAGCAGUACUAUAGUAAUACGAGAGAAGUUAUAUUUAUUAGAGGAAUGCAUCAGUUUACUGUGAUUUUAUUAGUAUCUAUUAAUGUUGAUUCCCACCUAACAUCAUUUCUGGUUUCAUUUGAGUUAAUUUCUACUUCACCAUAAUCCAGGGUCUUUCCUAUGGUGACCACUCAGUGUCAGCCUACGGCUAACAUAAGGUUUUGAAACAACUAGCUGAUGUUAAACCCAACGUUAAGCAUGUAUUGGCUCAAUUCUAACCCAACAUAUACAUCUGUUGGUUCAAGAUUUCUCCCACGACCAAUGCUCAUUACGUUCACGUUAAGCCAACUGCCUAAGGUAUACUAGAAACCCUCUUCCCAAAAGCGUAUGACCAGUUGUAAAAUUUUUUUGAACUUACUAAUAUCCCCAUACUUCAUGUAAGUUGUAAGUAAAGACUUCUGUAAAAGUAGAGAACAUUUGAAAACCCUUUUAUGUACACUAGUAACUGUUCUCAUCCUAUGUCUCACCGUCCUGUUCUGUCGAUCUUCCUGAUGUACCAUCCUUCUUCCGCACAGUACAGGUCAUCGGUUGGCUGACGGCAGUCUAAUAUGUACGAGGAGUUUAGCAAAGAAAAGCUAACCCUGAGGAUUUCCCAAUUUUUAUGGCAGCCUUCCUGAUGACCACGCAGGUUGUAAAACCGGACCUCAUAUUGUCCCCAGUGUGUUUCAAAGUGAUUUAUCAAUAAGUUGUUCACUCUCCGGGAGUUUUCAAUAGCUCUUAUUAAAGUUGGUUGGUCACUUUCGGAGUUUAGUUUUAUUUCAGAUUCAGUUUAAGUUACAAGUCUGCUGUUUAUCCUUUUUUGUAACCCAGAACAACUGAGUGACGUAUUCGAAAUCUAACGGUAUUCUCAUAGUGUUCUGUACUGACUGCUUUAUUUGGUCACAUAUCUCAUAGUAAAUCCCAUAGUACCUAGAAAACUUCAAAUAACUGUAAUUACAAAUUUUUGUGCGAAAUUCCCCCUUUUUUAACCUCGACGAAAACUAUUUGCAUAUAGCUGCAAUUCCUCGAAUUCUUUCUCUGUCAUUUUUAAAAAUAUCAAUCAACAUCCCUAAGAUACUUAACUUUUUGUUUCAAUAUUACUGUCGACCAUAUCAAGUUCUUGGUGACGUGCUACUGAGACCCUACUUGGUGAAGACGUUGACAAAAUGCAGACUAUUCUGAACGCGUUGAACAGAAAUCUGAGUUUGCUUGGCCCGCAUUUUGCAUCUACCAAGUGUAAGAUGAUGCACCAGGACUGAUCUAUAACUGUUUCUAGUUUAACGAUAACGAGUGAAAUGGUGGAGUGUCGACCACUUCACUUGCUUGGACAGUUGCAUCAUCCAGAAUAGGCUAGUAGCUGACAAAAUCUCAACUCGGGUGCAGAAGGCGCGUCUGGCAUUUGUCAACUUAGAUCAUCUCUGGCACCAAUUGGUGAGAUAUCCGACUAUCUAUAAAAGGAUGGGUAUGCUGCGCUGCAGUCCGUUCUGUCGUAUUAUGUGGUUGUGAGACAUGGCUGUUGAAAGUAGAAGGCAUGAAGCGGUUCCAGGAUUUUGACCGCAGGUGUGUUCUCUGCACUGCUCACGUUUGAUAGAAUCACCGUAUGGGCAGUAUUGAGGUCAGUUGGUGACUUGGGAAGAAAAGCAAGUAGGUUGUCUAGGUUGUAAACCUUCAUCCACUGAGAUGGCUUGGGCAUAUGUUUCUCAUACCGACCCACCACCUACCUUCACGUGCCAGAUUAGUGGGAGUUGGAAUAAGUUUGAAGAGUUCAGCAUCGGGAAACCGAGAAGUAGCACUAGUAGAUGCAAUCUCUUACUGUUGAUCUGAGUCGUGUAGGGAGGUUUAGAUGAACUGAAUGGGCUCCCCAAGACCUCAGGAAUCAGUGGUUAAUAUGGUGAUAUGGCUGAAAAUCGGUGACAACGGUGCAGAUGUAUUCGCUCCUGUAAAGUUUAAAUAUUCAUACUAACCGUUAUCUUCAGAUUGUUUAUUCUCUUACACUACUUUGUCUAUUUUAAUAUCAUUCUUUUUCUGUCCACCUGUUCUUUGCGUACUACUGUAAAGUGUGGUAUCUUGAAGCGAUGCACUUCUAUGAUAGGUUUCUACGUUGGUUCUGUCUGUAUGUCAGUUGCGUAUGAAUUAGGUCGGAGUCGUCGAAGGGACAAGACGUUAGUGUUUUACCAUGUAUACGUGAUUUUCAAAGAAAGUCCCAUUCUUUUAGCCUUAGCGGAAUGCGGAAAACAAUGGAAUGCAGACACUGUCCUUUUAUUUAAGAUCUGUUGUCCCAUGAAUCUUUCAGGAUUACUGAUCAACACUCUAUCUACCUCAUUAACUGUCUAAGUGACACCAGGUUUUUCAAUGUUUGUGUCUCAUGAGUAAAAUUGUGUUGUUCUCUGCGUGCGACAAUUACCCGGCUCCUACUACUAUUUCAUUUGUGCAUUAGAACGACAACCUCGUAGUUCUUGUGUUAACGAACUGGUCAGUGACAUUCUAGUGGGUAGUAAAGUGAGGAUAUGGCUCUUUGUUUUAGGCAGUUGACUUUCUACCAAUGGGUUACGGGCUCUAAAACUGCUCCACCACCAAAGUUUUGACAGACAAUCAGUAUCACUAACCCUCACACAAUAGAUGUAGCUCAUUACCUACUGCAUAAAUAUGGACAAGAUUAGUGAGUGCAUUUCGUUUCUUUCUCCGGAUAGAAAACAUUAAAUGGAAGUAAUAGGAUCAGUUGUAAUCCAUCCAAGUAUUCUCAUCACAUAUUCUAAUUACUGGUAUCAGUUGUAUGCGGUUGUUUCUAAAAGCUGGCUCUUUUACAAUCAUUUAUCUUGUAUGACUAUUAUUCUUUUGUCUGAAACUUGGAAUCCACUUAUUUGCGGACAAGAAUGUUUUGAAUGUGUUUAUUUUGAGUUUCAUGUGCCGUUUUCCUAUUUUUUUUAAAUAUAGAAACUCCAAUGCCUAAUUUUCAUUGUAGGUAUUAUCAUGAGCUGUAAUACACAAAGUCAUUCAAGUGAAACGGAGAAAACUCUUCAGGAAGCAAAUAAAAAAGAUAAAAUGCAAAAAGCUCUAAGUGAAAACUUUGACAAGUCAAUUGUAUUAUGGAGUCCAGAUGAUAUUAGCAGCAUGAUUUUAAGUGAAGGCUUCAAUUUACACAGAAUGCCAAAAAAUUAUCUCACUCGAAAGUCUUAUAUUGAAAAGCUUAUUUUCCAUGCCACAAUGUCUGAUUCACUGAAAUCACCUUUUGCUGGCUUUAAAAUAGCCAGUAACUAUCUAGAAGAACUAGAUAAUAUUGAUGUAAUCAGUGGAAUCAAGUCGAAAUUUCUCUAUCAUACAGUUUUCCAGUCACCUGAACUUGGGCUACGGAAACUUCGAAUAUCACAACCAAAAAGUUUACCUCCACCAAGUGACCACAAUCAUAGUGCGAAUGAAGUUACUCAAGAAGUCGUACGCACUAGCAUUGGUCUGAGUUCAGAAGUGGAUGGAUAUUCAUAUAUAAUCGAUUACAUACCAUCAGAUGGUGUAACUAAGACCGCGAAUGCAGAUCAAAACAAUGAAAGCCAACCGUUUCGGUCAUCAUGGGUCACAAAUCCAGAUAUGUAUUUGCAUACUGCUGAAUGGCAGUUAAAGGAUCUGAGUUUUCUUGUAGGCAGUGAUAUGCCAAUAUUUGGCACACCCAAACACCCCUGUAUUAGUCUGAAGCUAAGUCCACUACAUGAGUCUAUAAAUGUUCUGACAGGCAUAGAUGUAUGGCUAGAAAAUAUUAUCAAUGAAGUUCCUGAAGUUGCCAUGUGCUAUCACCAUGAAGGUAUCGUAAUGCAAGAAUAUGAAAUUUAUAAAACAUGCGAAAUUCCAUCUAUCAUUGGAUUUGAAACAGAGCAAAUCAAUCGGAUAAUACGGAAUUUAAUCAUGUUUUUGAAGCGAAAUGCAACUCAAGAAGGUCAUACAUACUGGUUAGUGAAGGAACCUGGCCUUGGUGUUGUUAAGCUCUAUGAUCUUACAACUCUCGGCUACAAAGAAUUUAUAAACAAGUGUUCAGAUGAUCCUAACAUUCGUGAAGCUUACACGAAAGAUAAUAAUCCGUUUAUCUUACCUGUCGCAACACUAUGCUAUAAGUUAGCCGAAAGACGUGUCAAAGAGUAUACACUGUAUCGUGAAACACAAAUUAUUGAAUCGACCUCUGCAGCAUUUACUACAACCACACCACUACCUUCAUAUUCAUCUGAAAGUGACUGCUGUGAAGUGAAUACUGUUAUAGAUGCGUUACGUUUACUAAAAAACUGUUUAAAUCUAAUAUCAGUGCAUGAAAACUUGUCAUAUUUGUCGGAUAUGUCAAAUUUAUCAUUUACCCCAUCUUCAACUCAACAUGCAUCUGGAAUAAAUGAUUUAAAAUUUCGUGCAGUAGUUUUGUUGUGUCGAUUGUAUUCAAUCACGCCUACAAAUGUCAUCAUGACAUGUUUCAAGAACUUACAAGGAUUAAUCUGUUCAAGUCGUGAGACUGUAAGUGUAGAUAUUGAACAGUUUGGGAGAUCUCUGGAUCCAUCUGAAUUGAACACAUUCACUCUCUCUGACGACGCUGGGGAAAACGCGUCAUCACUGGUAGCAAUAAAUCCCAAUCGGAAUUACUUGGGUUCAAUGAUUAUAGAUGCGUUCAGAAAGUCAAAUACAUCCCAGCUUUCUCAACUUGCUAUAUCACUUCUUGGUGCGUGUGGUCACAGUUUGCCUUAUAAGCAUUCUAGCCUAACUGAUAAAAACGAUCAUGAUAAGAUGCUGACACUUUAUUCGUCGUCAUCGAGCAGUCAUCAUCACCAUCAAGAUAAUGAUGAUAUUAAUAAUAAUAAUACGAUGGAUAGUAGCAGUGGAACAAAAGAAUCACAAACCUACUCCGUACCAUUUGCUGUAUUAAAAUCUUAUGUUGGCAAAUCAGAAGAAUUAUGGUGCUCAGUAUAUGAACAAAUGCAUAAUGCUGAUACAAUGAUAAAUAUCUCUGUUAUUGAGUCGUUGGAAGUGAUCUUUCGUCAUACUCUACCAGCUUUAAUGCUUCUUGAACAUUUAGUUCCAGAUGUGUAUACGCAUUGUUCAUUCACUGAUGAAUUGCCAGCAAUGGAGAAACCAGUUUGUCCACAUUGCUCUUCUUGUGAUAUAGUCAAAAAUCCACUGGAUCAUCGUUGCCUCAGUGAUACUUUGUUUAUGGUUAGCUGCUUAUUUUCUGCUGCAUUUAUUUCUUAUGCUGAAGCUCUUCAAAGAAUAAAUCAUCCAACAAAUUUAAGUCAUCAUCAAGCAAUGAAUAACCUGAAAACCACUUCUGCUGACAUGUUUAUCUUGCAAUCGGCCUGUGAACAAAGCAAAAAUCUAAUCGAAAUCUACCUUCAUGCUGCUUUAAUGGGACCGAUUAAACUAUCAUCUAAAGAAUCAAGCAAUCAAGAAAUAACAAAUGAUUGUUCUACUGUUAUGACAAGAUAUGAGAAUUGGUUCAAAGUUUUAAUUUUAGCAGCAUGUUGUUUACAGCGCAUAUUCCGACAAUCAACACUUGUUCAUCAUCGCUGUUACAAUAAAUCAACAAACCAGUUGAUGAAACGAUUGAACAAGUCUCCAUUUUAUGAUCUAAAAUUAUAUAUGACUAAAGUAAAGAUUACUAAUGAUUGGUGGCCAGUUUUAAUGAAUAUGCUUGUCUGCGGUCUACGUGGUAUGUGGUUGGAGUGCAUCAGUUCAAAUCAUCAGGAUGAGAGUAUCCACUUAAAAUUUGAUAAACUUUUAGACCAAUGUCUCAGUAUUAUAUUUUCUAAUCCACUGGACUGUCUAAUGACUACUACGACUACUAUUCCCUCUAUGGCUAACAACAGCACCGGUGGUUUGAACUUGACGUUAUAUCUCUUGAAUGACACAAAUGAAUUCCAAUUGUUCAAAUUACUCGCAUUAUAUUCUCAAUCAUCACCGUUAUCAUCAUUACAAUGGGCAAAUAAAUUAUGUUCAUUACAAAAAUGGAGAGAUAGUCAAGAACGUAUUCUACCUGUUGAAACAUUAUUUUUUCAUCAAAAAAAUAUGAAAAUAUCAACAGGAAAUGAAAAAUUUCAAUUUUCAUUAACUUGUGUAUGCUUAGCACGAUCUAUUGAAAUGUUAUUGCAUUAUCAAACCAGUCAACACCAUCAUCAUCAUCAUCAAGUAUCAGAAGAAAUGCCAUCUGUACAAUUUUGUUUAGAUUUACUACGUACAUCUAAUGAAUAUCUAGCAAUUAGUUUGGAAGAAUUCAAGUCUUUUAGCGGUAGUGAUAAAGCAAAAUAUCUAGACAUUGUAAACAAUGUUUUAAAGCAAGUUUUACGAAAUCUUCCAUCUGAUCUUACACUGUAUUCAUCAACUUCUAAUGAUACGGUUGUGAACAAGGAGAUAUUGCGUAUUUUUGUUAAUUUACGAUUACAUCAACUUAAUCUAAUGCUUUUACGACAUCAUCAUGGUGUAACCUUUAAACGAGGGAAGUCACAAACUCCAGCUUGGUCUACAAUGAUUACACAAACCAGAAAUACAUUAGAUUGGCAUUCAUCUUAUCUAGCUACUCUCAGCUGUAAAGAAGACAAACCAUCGCAUAUUGAUAUCCAGGAUGUCAUUUUACAUGUUACUUUGUUAAGUCAUCUUGUAAAUUUACAAACGGUAAAUCAAAGUGUACUAUCUGUUCUUGGUAUUCAAACGAUUCUUCAAGAUAUCUACCGAAUUCGUCCUAUUCUAACGAUACUGACUGACUGUUCAGGCUGUCUCUCUCCAGAUACGCACAUUGAUUUACAGGGUCCGUUAAAUUCAAUUUCUCACAAUUUAGGCCAGUUAUGUGAUACAUUGGUGAGGAAAUCGCAAUGUAAACGUGAAAACAAAUCCGAACGGAAAUCAGUCAUCAUUCAGAAUCGUAAGAAGAAUAAACAAAAACACAAAAAGCCACAACAAGAAGCAACAGAUACCACGAGUCGUGAUGAGGGUUCUCCAGAGUCCCUAUUGUUAUCACACAUCAAAUAUGUGGAUAACUCUUCCACAUUAGAAUCAGAUGACAAAGAAACACGGGAUCAACAUCAUGUCCCCAUCAGCAACUGUCAAGCGAUGAGACUCAAGAUUGAACAUCUAGCCGAGUAUCUCAGUGGAUUAUAA
This is a messenger RNA of Heterobilharzia americana, 7433 nucleotides long. Lineage: Eukaryota; Metazoa; Platyhelminthes; Trematoda; Strigeidida; Schistosomatidae. The record is from the annotation of a GenBank genome assembly.